Eurytemora carolleeae is the source of this 2576-nucleotide messenger RNA. RefSeq lists its product as uncharacterized. NCBI's taxonomy places the organism in Eukaryota, Metazoa, Arthropoda, Copepoda, Calanoida, Temoridae. The transcript is spliced from 4 exons. The record is from RefSeq and is a predicted model, not a curated record. The coding region runs from base 221 to 2011 and encodes 596 amino acids.
CCAAAAUUUUCGUCUGCCGGGCCGAUUCAACUCUGGAAACCUCAUUCGUGCUUCGUCUAUUGUACAGUGAACACGUACUUUUUCACAAUUAGUGAGAGGUUAGUUAUUAAUUGUCUUGUGCAUCCUCUAAAUCUUCCCCAAAUAUUAUGAACAGACAAUAUUUGUCAAAAAGUUAUAAAAACGGGGGUGUUUGAGGGUCUCACCGUGUUGCUAGCGCGGCAUGAAUACCAAUGGUGCUCAAAUGCCAGUAAGAGAAGUUAAAGAAGAAAGGCACGACGAAGCAGAAAUCGCAGAACUUGCCAAAAAGAUAAGAGCCGCUAAUAAAGCGAAACUUGCCCAAGCAUCACUUUUACCACACCAGAUCACAGGACCGUUGAAUAUGGCGCGCCCCGGUCAGCCGACCAUUCAGCAGUUCUUCAAUGGAAACAAGGAGACAGCAACAAAUGGAACAACAAAGAUAGCAGAUAAUACUGAAAAACAUGUUGACGAAGAAUCUAAAAAGGGCCGUUUUGGUUGGUUCGACAUUGAAAAGCAGUUUCUACCUUAUAUUUUUAGGUAUGCUACAGAGAAGUUCACAAGCGUUAGAAUGGUAGAACGAAAACUCCUGAAUAGAUAUCUCCAGGUUCUUCCACAGGAGGUGAACUCCUGCACCAGUAUUAGGAGUUAUUAUCUGACAGAUAACGAGAGCAAACUACUUAACGAGAUAAAUCUUAAGCACACAGACUGUACCUUCGGGAAGGAGGCAUUUACUAGCAAAGAUCUUGUUGUUCGAUUAAAGGACGCGAAGGAGUUUUAUAAAUUUUUGGAUCUUUGUCACAAGAAACUAGUUCAGAAGAAGAGUAACGCUAGUGACCGUUGCGGAUUUUUCCGAAUCAACGGAGAGUCUGUGGUUCCUUACACUGUCAAGAACGGAACCAAAUAUGUGCCACUUUUUUACUUUGAAGGGGAGACAGACCAUUUGAAGCUCAAGAGCGAGGAAGUAGAGGGCUGGGACUUGGCUUACUUAAAGUUUUGUUGCAAGGUUCAGGGUAUCAGAUCAGAACUCUUCAACAACGAUAUCUGCAAGGUGGUGGCACUUGAUGAAAUCAAAGGUCAUUUCCCUCAGGGAACCACCUUUGAGGACUACUGGCCGGCCAAGGGAAGUAUAGAACCUGUUUCAUCUCGUAGUGGAGUAAGUGGAGGAAACUGGACCCAGAAACCACCUGGACAGCCCGUUUCUAAACCUUUAACUCCAGCAGUGCAAAUGCAACCCAACGGAAUCUCAAGUCUAGGACAGCUUAACGCCAGUGCACUCAACGCUGCAUAUAGACUUCCCGGUGUCGGUGUUGGACAGCUUACAGCUUCACAGUUACAGCAGCUACAGCAGCUCCAAAUACAGGGACUAGCUUCACAAGGAACAAUGUCAAACCAACAGCUGCAACAGUUCCUUAGAUCCGGUAUAAUUAACAACCAAGCAACAACACAGCAACAGCAACAGGGACAGAUAAACAGAACACAACAGCAGUUAAACUUUCCACAGGGUGGCCUACGGGGUUCAGUAGAUAUGGCAACUCUUGCUAGACAACAGCAACAAGCCCAAUCUCAGGCCAAAGGAAACAAAACCUUUCCAGGUAAACUCACUCAAAUCAAGGAGUUUCCGAUGGAACGCUCAAAUCAACCUCCGUACAAGCUUCAGAAGGCGCUGAUUGAUCAGAAGAUUGUUCCCUGCAUCAAUGUUCGUCCCUACGUGUUCCAUGAUCUCAUGAUGACCCUACCUGACUUCGUGAAGAACUUCUUCCCUGACCUACCCUUGGAGAAGUGUCGUGACAUGCUCCAGGAGAUCUUGAAAGUCGUCCUCUACAAAGGAAAUACAGGCCAUCAAGAGAUCUUGAGACAGGAGGGGAAAUGUCAGGUGUACGACCCUGUGCCUCUUGUUCUAGUAAAGGAUAUAAUGACCUACAUGCCGCAGAUCAAGUAUAUGUUUGCCAGCAUGAUCACCGAGCCCAACGCAAAGCGUCAGCGCGUUAACUAGCAGUGGGACACGGCGCCAGGAUCAGGAUUGCUGGGGCUAGAAACUACAGGACUGUUGGGACAUCUUCCGUCCUCAGUGGGACAGCAGAAUCCUUUUGUUCAAAACCAAUGGGAUUCAGAUUUUAAGUUCUUUUCCGAGACCUUGUCCCAGUUGGCAGCAAACUCGAGGGACAACGUAUCCCAGCUCUCUGUUGUGUCCCCGUUUAGUGGAUUUUCCGCCACACCUAGUCCUUCCCUGGGCCCCACCCCCAGUCCUUCCUGUCCAGGCUCCAGUCCAGGUCCAGACCUGGACCCUUAUCAGUAUUGGUCCUUGAUGGGACUUGAUUCUACUAAAAGUUGAAGUCCUCGUGAACCCACAAACCAAACCCAGACAAUACACAAAGAAAAUUUGAAAAUGUGUUUAAGAACUACAAAAAUAUUGAUGCAAGGCUACGUGUACUCUGUACUCGUGCUGUAGGAGUUGAGAAGAGGGAUAUUGUAAAGGAGAAUGCAUUCUUGUCACGUUAAUUAAUUAAUUUAAUACUAGCGAUUAUUCAUUAUUAGUAAUAAAAUUAUAAAAAUAUUUA